Molecule: messenger RNA, 888 nt
Organism: Phialemonium atrogriseum
Lineage: Eukaryota; Fungi; Ascomycota; Sordariomycetes; Cephalothecales; Cephalothecaceae
Exons: 3
Coding region: 1-888 (295 amino acids)
Biological process (GO): modification-dependent protein catabolic process; protein ubiquitination
Cellular component (GO): cytoplasm; nucleus
Molecular function (GO): ubiquitin protein ligase binding; protein tag activity
Source: RefSeq, a predicted model, not a curated record
AUGCCGGUGAUAUUCCCUGUAAAGGAAAGGGGGCUGUCGUCGCAUGCCGGACAUGCCACUGCACAGCUUAGGAUUGAAGGGGUGCCACCCGCAGUCAAGAUCAAGAUCUGGACCGGUUAUAUCAAGGCCGAGAAAGCCGACAGUCCACCGUGGCUCCGACGAGGACAGACGAUCGGUGGGACAGAGGAAAAUACCAUGCAGAUAUUUGUGAAGAACUUGAGCGGCAGGUGCAUCACAUUUGAUGUGUAUCCAGAAACCACGAUUUUGGAGCUGCAACGGAUGGUUCACCAGAAAGAGGGCAUACCACCGGAUUCUCAGCGGUUUAUAUUUAGGGGCAAGGCACUCGAGACUCACCACCACGCAUUUGCAAAAUCAGAACGGACACUAAAUGACUACGAGAUCACGCGCGAAUCGAUAAUUCAAUUGUUCUUAAGUGUCCGUGGUGGUGAUGCAAUGCAACUCAUAGCUGACCAUCACUCGGAUGACGCCGGAGACGCAAGUCGCUACCUUGAAAUCGGCCCUGGCGGCGUGAUCCUCCGGGGCUUCACCGAUGACAAGGGCGAGUACGAGUGGGAGGAGAAGCCAAUUAGGCAACUAGAAAUCGACAUCGUCGAGCCCGCCUCCUUCCAUUCUCUUGCUGGCUCACCGAAGGAUCGCUUGGUGCUACCUCUAGAAAAGACCAAGAUGACAUCGAGCGAGCGGAAGCCAGGAAACACCUCCUCGGCCAUCUUAUCUAUUGCCCAUUGUCAGGACCAAAACCCAUCCAAGGUCCCGUUCCGAGAUAUCGAUCGCAGACUGGAACCUGCCGGUGCCCUGCCAGCAUUGGACGUCCGGGUGCAGGAGUCCUCCGAUGCCAAGAGGCGGAGGAGGCCCUUCUUGGGAGGCUAG